CCCAAAACAGACCGAUAGCGCGGGAAAACGAACCUCCCAAAGAAUCAAUAAUUUCAAGUGGAUUAUAAAUUCAAGAAAUGGUAUAAAUAUCACCCAUGGAUUUAUGAAUUAAUGGUGAUUUUGAAAAGUUAUUAUUUUAAGCUAGAAAAAUAUGUAAUUAAAGGUGAAGGAAGUAAAACGUGAGAGUAUCUCCUGAGGCUGUGGGUCCAGUGGCUGGCUGCUGGUGUUUAUAAACCUCCUCUCUCCAAUUUAAUGAUGCUAAAGCCUGAUGGGUGACCACAAUGGUGAGGCCAGUCAGCUCCAAGCGCAAGCUUUUCAAUGCCAGCAAGGAACAAAAGGAAAAUGAACCAGCUGAUGGCGAAUUGAAAAGCAAAAAUCACGGUGAACACGUGGGCUUGACUGACACCUCCAACAGUAUCAAUAUUGGUAGCCAGAAGAUUACCAACAAUAGCAACAGUGUUGGAGGGUGUCAAAGUGUCGGUGUGGGGAAGACAAUGGUGGGGUGGGCUGAAGAUGUAUCCACCACCCACCGUACUCCCAGCCGGCCAGUCAUGCCCAUGUCUGAGAGGCAACAGAUCGCGCUUCUUAUGCAGAUGUCCUCGCCCUCACCUCCAGACAAAGCAGAGUUGAACCGCUCAAAUAGUCCCCGCACCCCCAACACUCCAAAUUUUGGUCGUGGUGUCAACAAACGUAAUGAACGGGGUGAGACUCCUCUGCAUGUGGCCGCCAUCAAAGGAGACACUGAACGAAUAUCUCAGCUAAUAUCUCAGGGGGCAGACGUAAAUGCCACUGAUUAUGCUGGUUGGAGUGCCCUACAUGAAGCAUGUAAUCGGGGAUUUUAUAAUGUUUCCAAGUUGUUGAUUGAAGCAGGAGCAGACGUAAAUGCCAAAGGUUUAGAUAACGAUACUCCGCUGCAUGAUGCCUGCAUUAACAAUCACUUCAAGCUGGUGCGGCUAUUGCUAAGGUGUGGUGCAGGAGUUGACGUUGUGAACAGACGAGGGAAGACUCCACGUGACGUGUGUCGCUCCCCUGGAAUUGUGUCACUGAUAGAAGCAGCAGCACGUGGGCACCUCCAGGAGUUGGGCUCAUCUUCUGGUGACGAACUCCCGCAACAUUACAAAGGUGGCAGUUGCACAAGUAUGUCUAGGCGGACUCCUCCUGCCAACAAAUCUUCGGAGGAAAAACCUGGGGGCGGUCCCGGGUCGCCAAGAGUUACCCUUCGUUUACCUAACACUGUUGCACGGACACCAGAGAAGCCCAGACAACACGACACCAAGAACAUAAUGGAGAGUAGUGAAGAUGUUUAUGAGUUUAAAUGUAGCAAGGAUGAGGGAAGAAGCGAGGAAGAAGAAGACAAAGGAGCUGGGACAGUAAGAACAGAGGGAGGGGCCACAGAAGAAAAGGGAGAUAAAAGGGGAAGAGAACCAGAGCCUGAAGAAGAUGAGGAAGCAAGAAAAAAGAGAAGAAAAGAAGAUGUUAAAGAAAUUGCCAAGGGAGUAGGAAGAGGAGGAGGCCGACCAACUGGGACUUCAGACAAGAGUGUAAAGUCAGGAGGUCGUGGAUGUACUGGGAACAAUAGUGGAACUGGUGGAACAAAACAAUCAUCUGUAGCAAGUGUCACGGUAAUUGGGGAGCGCAAAAGUCCAAUGGGAUCUGCUGCCAAUAGCCCCAAACCUCCAAGCACCAAAAACAGUGGUGAAAGUAGUGAUACUGAAGAUGAUGUUAAAAGUGAAUCAAGCUCUGGUGCUGGACCUAAAGUUCCUCCCCUGAAGAUUGUGCUGGGAGUUGGUGCAGAACAAGAACCCAAUACUCGAAAUGGCAAGAAUUCUAGUAAUCGUCAGUUGCCAUAUGUAGUCAAUACAAGCUCGGGAGAAGAAAAAGAGGUUGUACCAGAAGGGAAAGAGCUCAUUUCUACCGUUAAGGUGAACUGUGAUGUGGAGGAUCAAAGUAACUCAAACAACAACUGUGGCAGUAGCUCUGGUAGUGAAAAGGGCAGUGGCACCAGAAUUACUAGAUCCCAGCGAGGAGGAAACUCAAGUUCUGCGGAAGAGUCUACUUCAGCCUCAACCUGUACAGUUAAAACUGAACCAUCAGUGAAAGUAGAGGAAUCCUCGCGUCCUACCACAAGUAUGGAUGAUGCAGUUCAUCCACGGAAGAGAAAAUUAAAAAUGAAAGAGCCUGAAGCUGAACCUCCCAUUGUCUCUUUAGUGGAUCAACCAAUGAGUAACUGUUAUGAAACAUUUCUCAAUAUUAGGAAACAGAUUGAGCGCCGGCGAGAGAAUUUACGACCAGUGCAGCCAAAGCCACCGCAGGGAUUCAAAGACUACUUAAUGAACCGCUGUUCGUAUGUGUUAGCUGGGAAUGCUACAUCAAGGUUAUCGGUUCCAAUUAUACCCCCUCCAGCAUCACUUACUUCGCUAUUAAAAGAACUCUUUAAUGAUCAAGAAAAAGAACGUUAUCGCCUCAGACUUCAGCACCUUAUAGAGAAGGAGAAGCUGGUGCUAAGUGUUGAACAGGAAAUCCUUCGUGUUCAUGGCAGGGCUGCCAGGGCACUUGCCAAUCAAGCACUCCCAUUUUCUGUCUGUACAUUUCUGAAGGAUGAAGAGGUUUACAACAUAAUCUCACCUGAGCAAGAGAAGGAUGGUAAUGCUCGUUCUAGAUACAAUGGCAGGUUGUUUCUUUCAUGGCUACAGGAUGUUGAUGAUAAAUGGGACAAAAUUAAGGAAUUUAUGGUGUUACGGCAUCAUAAUGAGGCAGAAUCACUUCAUGCGGUUCAGCGAAUGGACUGGGAGUGGAAACUAAAAGAGUUGGGAGAUUGUGAUGCAAAUUCCCGACCACACAUAGAUGAGCUUCAUGUCCCUAUGGUACAUGUCUCGGAUGAUUUUGAUCUUCUUCCAGAAUGAGUAAUUUAGGUAAAUUUUUGUUGAAUUUAUUUUUAUCAACAUUACACAUCUUUUUGAGCUUUGAGCAAGACUUGUGAGGUACAUUUUUAGGCAAGAAUAAUGCCUAUAACCUAGCAGUCACAUGCUCAAUCUUAUCUGGGCAUAGGCAGGAAUGAAUCUUCAAAGGAAAGGUUCUUAGAGUUGGGAUUUUUCUCUGGCUGUGAUAUUUGUAAGAGGGUUACAAAUUGUAUAUUAAUCCUCAUUCAAGGGUGGUGAAGAUUAGUAUUCCACUAGCCCAGAUCUAGUUCAAAUUUUGCUUAAGGAGCCCUAGAAAUCUAUAUUUACUUCAUGUUGGGAAUGUAUUGUGUAAAUUUAUUACAAUUUGUGAUCCUUUCAGUUUUCAGUCAUCGAUCUUCCUUGACACUGCUGUAGAUUAAGGAAUUUUGUGUCAAAGAUUUAGGACAGGAAAAAGGUCUGUGUUUCUGUGAUAUACAAUUGACUUUAAUAGUAUCUAGGGCAUAUUCAAGGUUAUUGAUACAUCCCACAUUUGGGGUGUGCAUUAGCUCUCCAAAUACUGUAUAUUUUUUUUUUGUAAGUGUUUCUGUGCAGUUCUUGGCUGCUACCAUUGAAAGGUGUUUAAUAGUGAUGUACAAGAUGUUUUAAGAGAGUCAAAAUAUUAGAUAAUAUUGUGAUUGAAUGUGAAUGUGCACUAGUUGUAUAGUUGGAGCUUAAGGCAUUGGCACUUCCAGCAUACCUGGUUCUGCAUGAAUGUAUUUCACUUGUCAGUUUGCUAAAUGUUUAUGAUUGAUGUUUCACUUCCUACCAGAAAGAUUAUAUUCUGAUAUAUGUUGCAUUGUUAUUGAAGAAAAAUUACAUAAAAUUUUCAUUGGAAUGGCUUGUAUAUUGUCUGUGGUGAUGUGUGAAGUGAAAGUUUUAUGAAUGGUUUGGUAAUGUUUAUUGUAAAGAUAAUCAUGAUCAGUCCACAAAAGAAACUUGUCAAAUAACAAUAAGUAACUUGUAAGAUUAUUACUUGCUCAAUUUAUUAUAAUCUAUGCUAAAGCUUCAUAACUGAAACUAAAGUACUUAGUUUUACAAGCCCAUUAAUAAAAAUUUUAAAAAUAGAAAGGGAACCUAAUAAUACAUGUACCAUGUGUUGGAUAUGUUUUAACACAGAAAUGGUAACUUCAUUCUAAGUCACCCAAUAAAAAUUAUAUCAAUUUU
This is a messenger RNA of Homarus americanus (American lobster), 4103 nucleotides long. RefSeq names its product ankyrin repeat domain-containing protein 11-like. Gene Ontology annotation, molecular function: protein binding. Gene Ontology annotation, cellular component: nucleoplasm. The transcript is spliced from 15 exons. NCBI's taxonomy places the organism in Eukaryota, Metazoa, Arthropoda, Malacostraca, Decapoda, Nephropidae. Bases 282 to 2903 code for a protein of 873 amino acids. The record is from RefSeq and is a predicted model, not a curated record.